AUGGACCGUGGCAGAGGCGUUGAACGAGGCCGAGGAAGGGGUGCAGGCGGCGCUGGGCGCGGCAGCCCCACUGGCCGCGGAAGUCCGGGAGACAGAGGACGUGGCGCACCAGGAGAUCGUGGGCGCGGUGGCGGAGGCGGUUAUAGAGGCGGUGGAGAUCGUGGCGGGUACCAGGACCGUGGCGGUUUCAGAGGCGGCGAUCGUGAGUUUUUCAGAGGAGGGGACCGUGGUCGCGGCGCACGAGGUGGCUUCGGAGGGCCUCCCGCAGGAGUCUUCAACCCUACCCCAAACGCUCCCGCAGUCGUGGAUGCACGCCUUACAGACAACUCUCAGGAGCAGUUGAUUGCGUCUUUCCGCACGUUGAGGCUCCAGGACACGGACUUGCCCACUCGUCCAGGCUUCGGUACGCUUGGUAUUCCAAUCAAGCUACGCACGAACUUCUUUCCCGUCAAAGUCCCGAAAGGGCCUUUGUUCGAAUACGAUGUGUCGAUCGCCCCCGGCGUCACAAUCCGCCGAGUCAAGAGGAGGAUCUUCCAACUUGCAGAACAGCUUCCCGAUUGGAUCCAGGCGGGCAUGCAAGGCCGAGUUGCGCAUGAUUUCAGCAGCAAACUGAUCUCUAUCGCCAAGCUACCGCAGCCACUGACGAUGAAGAUUCUGUUCACUGACGAGGACGAAGAUGAGCAGCAAAACAGACCAUCCAAGGAGUAUACUCUCACGUUCAAGUAUAUACAAGACAUCGAGACUCAAAGUCUUGUCAGCUACCUCAAUGGUGACAAGCAGUAUCGGCAGUAUGAUAUCAUGCCCGUCAUUUCUGCGUUGAAUCUCGUUCUAGCUGCCCACCCCAACCGUUCCACGGGUGGAGGCGUUAUGGUCGGAAGGAACAAAUUCUUCCAUUUCUCCCAGCAAUUUCCUCCCUUUCCACUUGGGGGUGCCUUAGAGGCAUACCGAGGCUUCUAUUCCUCCGUUCGUCCAGCUCACAAGCAGUUGAUGGUCAAUGUCAACGUUUGCACGACUGCCUUCUACGUGCCCGGGAACUUGGCCGAGCGCAUGCAGGAGUUCGAAGCGGCUAGUUUUGGUGCUCGAGCGAGUGCUUUUGUCAGAGGUGUCAGGGUGAAAACGACUCAUCUGGGGUACACAAAGACUGUCAAAAAGUUAGCAACUGUCAAUGCGAAUCAGCAUCGUUUCAAUGCUGAAGGAUUUGGCGAAGUGACAGUAGCGCAGUACUUCCAGAAAAAGUACAGAAUAUCUUUGCGCUUCCCCAAUCUCCCCCUCGUGGACGUUGGCGGACAGAAGUCCAACCUGUUACCCUCUGAGUGCUGCGUGAUACUCGAGAAGCAGACCUUCCGAGGACGGCUCUCAGAUGACCACACGGCUGCAAUGAUUAGGAUCGCGUGCCAGCCUCCAAACGUCAAUGCCAGGGACAUCACUGGCCGCGGGCUGACCGAACUUGGCUUCGCAGCUGGCCCGGAUCCCCUCGCUGCCUUCGGGAUCAGCGUAGGCAGGGAGAUGGCAGUGGUACCGGGUCGCAUCCUCCCCUCUCCUACCAUACGCUACGGCGAGGGAACGCCCAGGAUCGACGAUCGUGCUAGCUGGAAUCUCCGCGAUGUCAAGUUCGCGUCAGGUGCUGUGCUAGACAAGUGGGCUGUUCUCCUCGUUCGAGAUGGUAACGGCGGAGACCAGUUCAACGGUCCCAACGAUCCGGAGUUGCAUAGGACCGUCGCUGGGUUCGCGGCAAUGUGCACCAAGUCGGGCAUGCGAGUUGAAGCUGUGCCGCCCCAUAUGUAUACUGCCGUGAAUCUCCCCCAGAAAGAUAGUUCAGACCCUGUCCGCGGACGUGCCGUUGGUGCCAUACGGGACACAUUGCGUGCUCUGAAGUCGAAGCCCAAGUUGAUUCUCGUCGUUUUGUCCAAUGGAGAUAGGAGCGUCUAUGCCGGGCUGAAGCAUCUCUGCGACGUGUACUUGGGCGUUGCGACGGUGUGCGUUCAUGCGGCCAAGAUUCGGAAGGAUCGGGGACAACCCCAAUACUUCGCUAACGUAGCUCUGAAGGUUAACAUGAAGAUGGGAGGCGUGAAUCAUGCGCUGGACCAGCGCAACUCCAACAUGGUCUGGCUCAGGCAGGCGCCCACCAUGCUCGUUGGGAUGGAUGUCACACAUCCUGGAUUCGGGACCGUCAAGGGUACACCCUCAAUUGCGGCUGUGGUUGCGAGCACCGAGAACAACUUCGGCCAAUUUCCCGCAAGUAUGCGCAUCCAAGAGUCGAAGAAAGAGAUGAUCACCGAUUUGGCAGGCAUGAUGAUAGAAAGGAUCGAAGCGUUUCAGAACAGUAACCGAAACGUUCUGCCAGAGCGAAUCGUUGUGUACCGUGACGGCGUUUCAGAGGGACAAUUCUCUAUCGUCGUCGACGAGGAGAUGCCGGAGAUCAAGAAGGCGUUCACAAAGUUCAGCACUCCUAAGAAGCAGUACACCCCUAAGUUGACAAUUGUAAUCUGCGGCAAACGGCACCACACCCGUUUCUUCCCAACGGAUGCUCAGAACGCUGCGGCUGAUGGAAACCCCAAGCCGGGCACCGUUGUUGACCGUGGUAUUACGGCGGUGUAUGAGUUUGAUUUUUUCCUUCAAGCUCAUGGAGGCCUGCAAGGUACUACAAAGCCGACUCACUACUACGUGGUGCACGACGAGAUCGGGUUCAGUGCAGAUCAAUUGCAAGGUCUGACGAACGAUGUCAGCUUCAUGUUCGCGCGUGCAACUAAGGCGGUCAGUCUCGUGUCCCCGGCAUACUACGCAGAUCUGGCAUGUGAGCGGGGUCGCUGCUACAUACAUUCGUUGUUGCAAGGAAUCUCUCCCAGCGGUACGACAGCUAGCAGCGGCACAGCCGAAGAGGAUGCGAUGCGGAAGGCGAGGAGCGAUUGGCAGAACGGAGUCCACAGUGUCUUGAAGGAGACGAUGUUCUAUAUUUGA
Sparassis crispa is the source of this 2958-nucleotide messenger RNA. RefSeq lists its product as hypothetical. The transcript has 7 exons. NCBI's taxonomy places the organism in Eukaryota, Fungi, Basidiomycota, Agaricomycetes, Polyporales, Sparassidaceae. Gene Ontology annotation, molecular function: RNA binding; protein binding. The record is from RefSeq and is a predicted model, not a curated record. The coding region runs from base 1 to 2958 and encodes 985 amino acids.